AUGGAUAACAUUGACUGCCCCAGAGAAACGUUAUCAGGUGAAGGAACAUCACCUAGAGUAAAUGGAAUAGCAGUACAGGCAAGGCAUUUUAGUCCAGGCCUUCCUCCAGAACCAUAAAUGCAGAUGGUUAAGACCGAAAAAAGGAGUUUGGAGGCGCUGGAUGCAGAAAAUCUGCCUAUUCACAAUGCAGGAGAGCAUUCUAGUCCUCCUCCUCCUAAAAGAUUUUUAGAAGUUGCCAAGAAACCCUUGAAAACACGUGAAGAAAAAACCCUCUGUGGGUCUUAGCAUGACUACAUGCAGGAGGCAGGCACAAAGUUAGUGGAUGGACAACAACAACAACAUUUGGCAAUGAAGUUGAAUUUCCUCAAGACAAUGUGGGGUAUCUUCCUACAAUCAACGCUCCUGCAACAAACAUGUAAACCGUCCAUGAAGUUUUGAUGUGCUCUGUUAAGAUCAAGGAUGCACUUCAACUGAAGAAUGUAGUAGUUGUGCUUGAUCAAGCUCUCUAUGCUGAGGCAGGAAACACCCUGAUAUUGUACUUAAAAUGGGAGUGUUUCAUACAAUCUGCACUCUGUUAUCUAUCCUGGGAAAGCACUUCCAAGAUGCUGGCCUGAGGGACAUUUGUAUUGAGUCUGAAGAGAUUGUGGAGGGAUCAGUUUCUGGGGCUCUUGAUGGACACAGGUACAACCCCACCAUUUGAUUCCAUAAGCAAAUGCAUGAAGCCCUCCAGCAAGUGCCUAAUUGGCAUGCAUGCUUUCACUGGUUGUGACACUGUAAGUGCAUUCGCUGGAAGGGGAAAGAUAACAGCCCUACAACUUGUCAAGCUACAGAAAUCCUAUGAAGAAAUGUUUAAGCAGCUAGGGAUGGAAUGGGUUCUUUCGAAUGAGCUAUUUCAGAGCCUCCAACAAUUUACAUGUAAGCUCUACUGCUCU
This is a messenger RNA of Pocillopora meandrina, 932 nucleotides long. NCBI's taxonomy places the organism in Eukaryota, Metazoa, Cnidaria, Anthozoa, Scleractinia, Pocilloporidae. The record is from the annotation of a GenBank genome assembly.